AUGCCAAAUCAUUUAUUUUUCUUUAAAUUUUUUAUUUUAAAAUUAAUUAUUAUUAAUAACUUGGCAAUUGAACAAAAAUUAAUAAUUGAUUUAAAAAAGCCAUUAUCAUCUUUAACUUCACAAAAAACAAAAUCUGGAAUUGUUGUAGGAGAAAAAGGAGAAAAUAAUAAUUUAAAUUCUAAUGGACAUUUUGGAAAAGAACAAGGAUUUUUAAAUGUUUUAACAAUAGAGCAUGGGGCAUCAACAAUGAAGAAACGAAAUAGUUAUAUUAAUGAGGAAGAAAAUAAUGAAAAAACAAAACUUUCGUCUAAUUCAAUUGAAAGAAGACUUGACCGUCUUGAAGCAAAUCAACAAAAUUUGAGACGCGCCACACUUGCAGAUUGGCCAGCAUUUAGUGUAGAUAAACGGGUACGUAUAUUUGACCAUACACGCGGCACUUGGAUUGAUGCACAGAGGGAAUGUUCAGAGCAUGCCGGUACUUUAUUAGAAAUUGACUCAGAAUCUGAGAAUGAGAGAAUAAAUGGUAAAUAUGAAAAAAUAUUUUUAUUCUUGAAAUUUUCAGAAAUGCUUACGAAUAGUGGCAAUAGUAAUCGACCAAAUGAUCAUUACUGGAUAGGUGUACAAAUUAUGUUGCAAUUCAGCAAUGGUUCUUCCAUAAUUGGAAAUUAUAGCAAUUUUGAAGAACAAAAUAAUUCAGAAAAUACGGAAAAUCAAAAACUGUCAAAAGGUUUAGUAAUGAAAAGGUGUGCUGCAAUUUCCGCGUCUCAGACAACAAAAAAUGAAGGACGAUGGCUAAGUUUAGAAUGUAGUGAAAAGCAUGGGUUUAUAUGUCAGCUUUGA
This is a messenger RNA of Meloidogyne enterolobii, 840 nucleotides long. NCBI's taxonomy places the organism in Eukaryota, Metazoa, Nematoda, Chromadorea, Rhabditida, Meloidogynidae. The record is from the annotation of a GenBank genome assembly.